CGAGGACAGUUGGACUGCGCGUGCGCGCCGUGCUGCCAGCCCACGCGCGGUCCGGAGGCGGUAGUGACGCCUGACUGAAAUACAGCAGCAGAAAACAAGAUGUCACCUAGCAGGGUCUGAGCAAAAACAAAACAUUUGAUCGGCUUUUUUAUUAUCGCAGAACAAGGACUAUGAGACAGAUCAUUCAUAGAAGGUUGUAGUCUCUGAGGACUGAGCAGCUGACCUGAGGACCCCCCCCCCUACACCCUCACCCCUAGUCCAGAGGGCGAGAGCAGCCACUACAGCCACCAUGGUGCUGUCACAGAGACAACGAGAUGAACUAAACCGAGCGAUAGGAGACUACCUCCGCUCAAACGGCUAUGAAGAAGCCUAUUCCACCUUCAAGAAAGAGACUGAGUUAGAUAUGAAUGAGGAGUUAGAUAAGAAGUACGCUGGUCUUUUGGAGAAGAAAUGGACCUCUGUCAUCAGAUUACAGAAGAAGGUGAUGGAGCUGGAGUCCAAGCUGAACGAGGCGAAGGAGGAGAUGACUCUAGGGGGUCCUGUGGCCCAGAAGAGGGAUCCUAAGGAGUGGAUCCCCCGUCCCCCAGAAAGAUACGCCCUAAGCGGCCACCGCUCCCCCGUCACACGGGUUAUCUUCCACCCGGUCUUCUCUGUCAUGGUCACUGCUUCUGAGGACGCCACCAUCAAGGUGUGGGAUUAUGAGGCAGGGGACUUUGAGCGGACACUGAAGGGUCAUACAGACUCUGUCCAGGACAUCUCCUUUGACCAGACGGGCAAGCUGCUGGCCUCCUGCUCUGCAGACAUGACCAUCAAGCUGUGGGACUUCCAGGGCUUUGAGUGCAUCCGCACCAUGCACGGUCAUGACCACAACGUGUCUUCUGUAGCCAUCAUGCCCAAUGGAGACCACAUAGUCUCCGCCUCCAGAGACAAGACCAUCAAGAUGUGGGAGGUGGCCACUGGGUAUUGUGUGAAGACAUUCACAGGCCACAGAGAAUGGGUGAGGAUGGUCCGGCCCAACCAGGAUGGUUCUCUUAUCGCCAGCUGUUCCAACGACCAGACGGUGCGUGUGUGGGUGGCCACCUCCAAGGAGUGUAAGGCUGAGCUGCGGGAGCACGAACACGUGGUGGAGUGUAUUGCCUGGGCCCCUGAUACCGCUCACCCCACUAUCCUGGAGGCUACUGGCUCAGAGAGUAAGAAGAGUGGGAAGCCCGGCCCAUUCCUUCUCUCUGGCUCUAGAGAUAAGACCAUCAAGAUGUGGGACAUCAGCACUGGCAUGUGCCUUAUGACUCUGGUGGGUCAUGAUAACUGGGUGCGUGGUGUGUUGGUGCACCCUGGAGGCAGGUUCAUAGUGAGCUGUGCUGAUGAUAAGACUCUGAGGAUCUGGGACUACAAGAACAAGCGCUGCAUGAAGACCCUGUGUGCCCACGAACACUUUGUUACCUCUCUGGUUGAAUGUGCUGAGCACAUGGAGGGCUGUGCGGCUCCCCCAAAGAAAUGCCACCCCACACCAUGACUGACCCACCGCCAAACCGGUCAUGCUGGAGGAUGUUGCAGGCAGCAGAACGUUCUCCACGGCAUCUCCAGACUGUCACGUCUGUCACAUGUGCUCAGUGUGAACCUGCUUUCAUCUGAGAAGAGCACAGGGCGCCAGUGGCGAAUUUGCCAAUCUUGGUGUUCUCUGGCAAAUGCCAAACGUCCUGCACGGUGUUUGGCUGUAAGCACAACCCCCACCUGUGGACGUCGGGCCCUCAUACCACCCUCAUGGAGUCUGUUUCUGACCGUUUGAGCAGUCACAUGCACAUUUGUGGCCUGCUGGAGGUCAUUUUGCAGGGCUCUGGCAGUGCUCCUCCUUGCACAAAGGCGGAGGUAGCGGUCCUGCUGCUGGGUUGUUGCCCUCCUACCGUCUCCUCCACGUCUCCUGAUGUACUGGCCUGUCUCCUGGUAGCGCCUCCAUGCUCUGGACACUACGCUGACAGAAACAGCAAACCUUCUUGCCACAGCUCGCAUUGAUGUGCCAUCCUGGAUGAGCUGCACUACCUGAGCCACUUGUGUGGGUUGUAGACUCCGUCUCAUGCUACCACUAGAGUGAAAGCACCGCCAGCAUUCAAAAGUGACCAAAACAUCAGCCAGGAAACAUAGGAACUGAGAAGUGGUCUGUAGUCACCAGCUGCAGAACCACUCCUUUAUUGGGGGUGUCUUGCUAAUUGCCUAUCAUUUCCACCUGUUGUCUAUUCCAUUUGCACAACAGCAUGUGAAAUUUAUUGUCAAUCAGUGUUGCUUCCUAAGUGGACAGUUUCAUUUCACAGAAGUGUGAUUGACUUGGCGUUACAUUGUGUUGUUUAAGUGUUCCCUUUAUUUGUUUGAGCAGUGUACAUUCAUUAGGCCCUAAUCUAUGGAUUUCACAUGACUGGGCCAGGGCGCAGCCAUGGUUAGGCCUGGGAGUGGGUAGGCCCACCCACUUGGGAGCCAGGCCCAGCCAAUCAGAAUGUGUUUUUCCCCACAAAAGAGCUUCAUUCAUUACGUUUCAUCAGCUGUCUGGUUGACUGGUCUCAGAUGAUCCACCAGGUGAAGAAGCAGGAUGUGGAGAUCCUGGACUGGUGUGGUUGCACGUGGUCUGCAGUUCUGUGGCCGGUUGGACGUACUACCAAAUUCUCUAAAACAAUGUUGGAGGCGCCUGAUGGUAGAGAAAUUAACAUUAAAUUCUCUGGCAACAGUUCUGGUUGAUAUUCCUGCAGUCGGCAUUCCAAUUGCACACUCCCUCAAAAUUGAGACAUCUGUGGUAUUGUGACACAACUGCACAUUUAAGUGGCCUUUUGUCCCCACCAUAAGGUGCACCUGUGUAAUGAUCAUGCUGUUUAAAACCUGUUGCGGAUUGUAGUCCCUGUACAGGAAUCAAAAGCAGCGGAAAUUUCAGAGCGCCACCUUUAGUACUCGAUAAAACUCAAACUUUCAUUAAAACACACACUCAAGGUACUCAAUUAAAGCUACACUCGUUGUGAAUCUAGCCAACAUGUCAGAUUUGUAAAAUGCUUUUCGGCGAAAGCAUGAGAAGCUAUUAUCUGAUAGCAUGCA
This is a messenger RNA of Oncorhynchus nerka (sockeye salmon), 3072 nucleotides long. Its product is annotated as lissencephaly-1 homolog B-like. The coding region runs from base 290 to 1513 and encodes 407 amino acids. The record is from RefSeq and is a predicted model, not a curated record. The transcript is spliced from 11 exons. NCBI's taxonomy places the organism in Eukaryota, Metazoa, Chordata, Actinopteri, Salmoniformes, Salmonidae. Gene Ontology annotation, biological process: establishment of mitotic spindle orientation; retrograde axonal transport; vesicle transport along microtubule. Gene Ontology annotation, cellular component: nuclear envelope; neuronal cell body; neuron projection. Gene Ontology annotation, molecular function: microtubule plus-end binding; dynein complex binding.